Megalops cyprinoides (Indo-Pacific tarpon) is the source of this 2874-nucleotide messenger RNA. RefSeq names its product transitional endoplasmic reticulum ATPase. Gene Ontology annotation, biological process: retrograde protein transport, ER to cytosol; autophagosome maturation; mitotic spindle disassembly. Bases 123 to 2543 code for a protein of 806 amino acids. Gene Ontology annotation, molecular function: ATP binding; ATP hydrolysis activity; polyubiquitin modification-dependent protein binding. The transcript is spliced from 17 exons. Lineage: Eukaryota; Metazoa; Chordata; Actinopteri; Elopiformes; Megalopidae. The record is from RefSeq and is a predicted model, not a curated record. Gene Ontology annotation, cellular component: cytosol; VCP-NPL4-UFD1 AAA ATPase complex; nucleus.
UCUGAGAUGAGUGAGUGGCCUUGGAUUCGAUUUGAGGGGAAAUAGCUGUGACCAGGAGGCUGCGAGGGGAAAAAAUAUAAAGAAAUAACGUUUUAUUUAUACAGUAGUUCAGGAGGACCAACAUGGCUUCGGGCGGAGAAUCCAAAAAUGAUGAUCUUUCCACUGCCAUUUUAAAGCAAAAGAACAGACCAAACAGGUUGAUUGUGGAUGAGUCCAUCAAUGAGGACAACAGUGUUGUCUCACUUUCUCAGGCAAAGAUGGAUGAGCUGCAGCUCUUCAGAGGAGACACCGUUUUGCUGAAGGGGAAGAAGAGGAGGGAGACUGUGUGCAUCGUGCUCUCCGAUGACACCUGCUCUGACGAGAAAGUGCGCAUGAAUCGCGUGGUCCGCAACAACCUGAGAGUGCGCCUGGGUGAUGUCAUCAGUAUCCAGCCGUGUCCGGAUGUGAAGUAUGGGAAGCGUAUUCACGUUCUUCCCAUCGAUGACACUGUGGAGGGGAUCACAGGCAACCUGUUUGAGGUGUAUCUCAAGCCAUAUUUCCUGGAAGCCUACAGACCAAUCAGGAAAGGAGAUAUUUUCCUGGUCAGAGGAGGGAUGCGAGCUGUUGAGUUCAAAGUGGUGGAGACAGACCCCAGCCCCUACUGCAUAGUGGCCCCAGACACAGUCAUCCACUGUGAGGGAGAGCCCAUCAAGCGGGAGGAUGAAGAGGAAUCCCUUAAUGAGGUUGGCUACGAUGAUAUUGGAGGAGUUAGGAAGCAGCUGGCCCAGAUCAAAGAAAUGGUGGAACUACCUCUGAGGCACCCUGCUCUUUUCAAGGCCAUUGGUGUGAAGCCUCCACGUGGCAUUCUUCUGUAUGGACCACCUGGAACAGGAAAGACUCUGAUUGCUCGAGCUGUUGCAAAUGAAACUGGAGCAUUCUUCUUUCUCAUCAACGGGCCUGAGAUUAUGAGCAAGCUUGCUGGAGAGUCUGAAAGCAACCUGAGAAAAGCUUUUGAAGAAGCUGAAAAGAAUGCCCCCGCCAUUAUCUUUAUUGAUGAGCUCGAUGCUAUUGCACCAAAAAGAGAAAAGACUCACGGAGAAGUUGAGAGGCGAAUUGUCUCUCAGCUGCUGACUCUCAUGGACGGGCUGAAGCAGAGGGCACAUGUCAUUGUCAUGGCAGCCACCAACAGACCCAACAGCAUUGAUCCAGCCCUCAGGCGAUUUGGCCGUUUUGACAGAGAGGUGGACAUUGGUAUUCCUGAUGCAACAGGACGACUUGAGAUCCUUCAGAUCCACACCAAGAACAUGAAGCUGGCUGACGAUGUUGAUCUUGAGCAGGUUGCCAAUGAGACUCACGGCCACGUGGGAGCCGAUUUGGCAGCCCUGUGCUCAGAGGCUGCAUUGCAGGCCAUCAGAAAGAAAAUGGACCUGAUUGACCUGGAGGAUGAGACCAUUGAUGCUGAGGUCAUGAACUCCCUGGCUGUCACCAUGGAUGACUUCAGGUGGGCCCUGAGUCAGAGCAACCCCUCAGCCUUGCGAGAGACGGUGGUGGAAGUGCCCAAUAUCACCUGGGAGGAUAUUGGUGGUCUGGAGGAUGUCAAGAGAGAGCUGCAGGAGCUUGUACAGUACCCAGUGGAGCAUCCAGACAAAUUCCUCAAGUUUGGCAUGACCCCUUCCAAGGGAGUGCUGUUCUAUGGACCACCUGGCUGUGGUAAAACUCUUUUGGCAAAGGCUAUUGCCAAUGAGUGCCAGGCCAAUUUCAUCUCCAUCAAAGGCCCAGAGCUGCUCACCAUGUGGUUUGGUGAGUCUGAGGCCAACGUCCGAGAGAUUUUUGACAAGGCCCGCCAGGCUGCCCCCUGCGUCCUGUUCUUCGAUGAGCUGGACUCCAUCGCCAAGGCCCGUGGCGGGAACGUCGGGGACGGCGGCGGGGCCGCGGACAGGGUCAUCAACCAGAUCCUGACCGAGAUGGACGGCAUGUCCAGCAAGAAGAAUGUCUUCAUCAUCGGGGCCACCAACAGGCCGGACAUCAUCGACCCUGCCAUCCUGCGACCCGGCCGUCUGGACCAGCUCAUCUACAUCCCACUGCCUGAUGAGAAGUCGCGCAUCGCAAUCCUCAAGGCUAACCUCAGAAAGUCUCCCAUCUCCAAGGAUGUGGAUUUGGAUUUCUUGGCUAAGAUGACCAAUGGCUUCUCAGGAGCUGACCUAACAGAGAUCUGUCAGCGAGCCUGCAAGCUGGCCAUCAGGGAGUCCAUCGAGAAUGAGAUCAGGAGGGAGCGCGAGAGGCAGACCAACCCCUCCGCCAUGGAGGUUGAGGAGGAUGACCCCGUCCCUGAGAUCCGUAAAGACCACUUCGAGGAGGCCAUGCGCUUCGCUCGCCGCUCUGUCAGCGAUAACGACAUCCGCAAAUACGAGAUGUUUGCACAGACCUUGCAGCAGAGCCGAGGCUUUGGCAGCUUCAGAUUCCCCUCCAGUAACCAGGGUGGAGCUGGGCCGAGCCAGGGUUCGGCAGGUGGCAGCGGUGGUAAUGUCUUCAACGAGGACAAUGACGAUGACCUCUAUGGUUAAACUGGACCCAUGUGGUGGACCAAAGGAAUCCAUCCAACCAGGCCAUAUUGUACAAAACGAAGUCCACGUUUCUAAGACUAUAUGCUUCUUAAUGUUCAUUUAAAAAAACAUCUCUCUCCUUACAAAUGGUGGAGAAAGCAUGUAGCUGCUUGUAUUUGCUCUGGUUUGAGAAGAAAAUGAUUCCAGAGCCUGUCAUUAAAUGAAGGGAGUGGAUGGGGGUCAUUUCAGAGAAGAAAUUCUCAGUAGUGGCUUUAUUCUCAACUUUUUAAUUCACAACCUUACAUAUUGAGCCACUUCAGUGGUAAUUAAAAUGCUAGUCUCAAAGGAAGUA